Aspergillus ochraceoroseus IBT 24754 is the source of this 2139-nucleotide messenger RNA. RefSeq lists its product as uncharacterized. The record is from RefSeq and is a predicted model, not a curated record. Lineage: Eukaryota; Fungi; Ascomycota; Eurotiomycetes; Eurotiales; Aspergillaceae. The coding region runs from base 110 to 1948 and encodes 612 amino acids. The transcript is spliced from 6 exons.
GUAAUGCUAUAUGUCAUGCUAUCGAAGCCGAGUCAACCCUUUACAAGCAACUUCAGUGGGGUGAACAGUAACUAGUCGAUACCUGCAGUCUCUAAUCUCUGUCUCCAAAAUGGCCUCGAAGGUUUUCCCCGAAUGGAUCCCCACUGCAGAUUCGCCUAUCAACCUCGCAACGCCGUCCGAAACCCUCCCCGGCUCAAAUCUCGCUGUCGUACGAGUCGAAAUGGGCGGGUGCCAGUUUUACUAUAAAGCUUCGGCUCGUUUUUGCGAUUGUGCGAGCGGCUCGGUCGUAGGCGCGGCUCAGAGCCUCUCCCAGCACGAUACUUGCGAUGAAUGUGGUCACUUUCUCUCAUUACACAAGGCAUACUCACACCCUCCAUCGUAUAAUAUCAGAGUCAUACAUCCGGAAGUAUGCCCGCGCAUCAACACAGUCAGGAAGCUAGCCGCAUUACUUGACGAGAAGCGUAUCCUCCAUAUCCGGGGGACGCCCUCAUCUGGCAAGUCGACAUUGGCGGGACUCUUAGUCAAACACUACAGAGAAUGCGAUGAACCUGUUGUUUUCAUCCAUAACUGGGAUGAUAAUAUUGCUAAUCCUGCCAGUUAUCUACAACAAUGCUGUGCGGCUAAUGGAUAUCAGCAUGCAGAGGUGAAUUUUUGGGAGUCCAAUUUUAUCUUCAUACUCGAUGAAGCUCAGUCUUCCUAUGGAGACUCCGCAUUCUGGUUGGGCGUCAUCAAGACGCGCCAUGGCUGUUUGACUGGACCUAGAUUUUGUCUUUUUGCGUCAUACGGCAGCCCGACCACUGGAGCACCGCCAUAUCAGUACUCAUCCAGAGUAACCCCCGUUCACCUAGGCCCCGCACAGCGGGUCGGUAUCACUCGAUCACGUCUGCCAGGAUCUCCUGAUGUCUGUUUAUUCUAUGAUGAAGCCGAAUUCAACGACGCCGUAGAUAGGAUUUGUGCACGACCGUCCGUUGGGUUUAUCAUGGAUGCUGAUGCCCGUGAAUACCUUUACACGAUCACAAACGGACACCCUGGCGCUGUUAAUGCGUUGGUGGCGUAUGCCUACGAAGCCAACAGGUACGACUUAAAACACGGUACUAUCUCAAGCGUCUCGAAAUAUCUCAUGACGAAGUCUCUUGAAGAUGACGCACAGGUUUUUCGCAGUCUAGAAUCAUACCCGGUGUUUAGGUCCUUCCCCGCCCCGAAUGUUCUCACAAUGCCGGUGGUUACUACGUUGCGUCGUUGUCUCAAGAGCGGCACAAUUCCUUGCGAUCUCAACGAUGAAGGAGUCAAACGUUGCUACGAAUUAGGAUGGCUACACUCGGACCAAACAAAAUCGUAUGCUAUAGAACAACCUGAAAUGAUUUGUUUCUUCCCUUCCAGACUGCAUGAGAAGUUCGCUGAGCUUUUUCUAUACACAUUCCAACCCCGUCCGUUCCCUUUUGAACAGUUCCCGUCGAUUACCGCUCUCUGCCAAGCCAUAAUUAGAAAGUUUUCACAGAAGAACCUAGGAUCUAGCGUGGAAAUUGAGCUCGCCCCUUCCCGAUUCCGUCGGCCACCGGAGGCACAAUUUCAAGACGAAUUAUAUCGUUGCUUCUUCGAUAUCGUAGGAUAUGGGGUCGGACUUUCUUCUGAAUGGUCUCGUGCCGGGGAUGGUCGCAUUGACUUCCGGGUUGUUGAGCCACGUUGGGGGAUCGAAGUUUUGAGAGACGGAGAUCGCUUAAGCGAUCAUUGCAAUCGAUUUCGACCCGGAGGCGCAUAUUAUCCUUGGAUAACUCAAGGCUACAUCAGAGACUGGCUAAUCUUGGAUUUUCGCCACACUCCUCCACAGAAAUACUCGAUUCCCGGUACUAAACUCUGGAGGAUAGUCUUCCAAGACCAGUACGCCUCGGCGUACAUUGUCGACGCACAGAAUGUGAUUGUUACCCCGGAGUUUCCGCUUCUGCAGUAGUACGGUCUGAUGCUCGGUACUUUUUCAUCCUUUCUCAAAGAAUUAAACCACCAUGAAAAUCCGUCCACUUGCCAGAUUCCAUCGGACUACCUUUCGUCUGAACUAUGCAGGAUCUAUGUAGCUGGACUGUUUACAGGGUUAGAUGCAAUUGCUCGAAUCCCUAGACUUUUCAUAGGUUUUAACCUGAUAAA